Molecule: messenger RNA, 12000 nt
Organism: Xyrauchen texanus (razorback sucker)
Lineage: Eukaryota; Metazoa; Chordata; Actinopteri; Cypriniformes; Catostomidae
Product: neuroblast differentiation-associated protein AHNAK
Exons: 4
Coding region: 1-11142 (3713 amino acids)
Biological process (GO): regulation of RNA splicing; peripheral nervous system myelin maintenance
Cellular component (GO): nucleus; cytoplasm
Molecular function (GO): protein binding
Source: RefSeq, a predicted model, not a curated record
AUGAAUCAAACAGAGGAUAUGCAAAAUGGUCAGUCUGAAAUGCUAGUGAAGACUGCAAAGGAAGUCUGUGCUGAGGGUUUGGUUGUAAGUGGAGGGGGAAAGGAUGGCAUCUUUAUCAAGGAAGUAAAACCUGAGUCGCCUGCCUCAAAACAUCUAAAUGUGAAAGAAGGUGAUCAGAUAAUUAGUGCUACAGUAUACUUUGAUAAUGUGUCUUAUGAAGAUGCCCUCCAGAUUCUUGAACAUGCGCAACCAUAUAAAGUGGAGUUCUGUCUAAAACGCAAACCAGUUCCAACAAGAACACAAGAAGAUGUUGAGACAAUGAGGCCAGAUGUAACCAUUGGCGAGGAGGCUGAGGGAGAGGAAGUUGGUGAAGCAGAAAUGAGAGGCAGAGGAAAGACAAAAAAGCAACAUGAACGCAUCUCUUGGCCAAAAUUCCCUUCUUUUAGCAAGGGUUGUAGGGCAAAUUUUAAGAGAUCUCACAGCACAUCAGAAGCAGACGAACAGAGGAAAUUAGAGAUAAGUCCACCGACAAGUGACACAGAUUCACCUCUUAAAUCUCCAUUAAAAUCUCCAGAUGGAAAAGAUAAGAAAAAGAUCCACAAAAUGAAGCUUAAGAUGAGAAUGACAGGUCGCAGGAGCAAGUCAGUUGAAGAGACCCCAGAAAAUGGAAAGGAGCUUACAACAGACAAUAUGGAGGUCUUGGAAAACCAAACAUUUGUGAAUAUUGCUGAAGAACACAGCUUUCAGGAGCCAGUGAUUAAUUUGGUAGAGAGUCCUAAACUAUUGAAUGAAGCUGAUAAUACUGAGCCUACUAAAACUAGAAAUGAGAAUACAUUCCCAACUUUGCCAAUGACUGAAUCAUUGCAUAAGGUUGAGCUCAUUAGCUUGGACAAUACAUUAAAUACUACUGAUAUUACAGUUGCUCUAGGGCAGGAUAGCAAAGAAAGGAGAGAAACAUCGGAAUUAAUGGUUAGCAUUCAAGGAGUGAAUAAAUCUGAAAUAGGAUCAGAGAGCCAAUUAAAGUCUACAUCAAGUGGAAUGAGAUCUUCAGAUCCAUUGACAUAUGACAAUAUUGUGGGCAGCCCCAGCUUAAUAUCACAAAGAGAGGAAGUGAAACAUCAAGUUGAUUCUGAUAGCAAGCUGAAAAUUCAAGAGAUUUUACAGAAGACCCAAGGGCCAGAAGACAUUGACAUGAGCGUGCCUAAAGCUGAUGUUUCCCUGGACAUGUCAGAUGUAGGACUGAUGCAAAAGUCACCAAGAAUUGGCAGUGACAAGGAAAAGAAAGAAAGAAACAUUCUUGAAACAGAAAGCUAUGGGAUUCGAACCAGAGGUCCACUGGGAGCCGCAUCUAAUUGUCAUUUUACAAAAACAGUAAAUAGACUAGAGUUUACAUCAUCAGACUCUAUCACUUUUGAUAUUAAAACGAGGCAGGAUGUGUCCUCAACUGUCACUGACAUGAAGAAUUCAGGCACUCCAACACCUGUUAUAUUCCAGCCAAAACCAAAUGCUCUGGAUGUGGAUAGAAGUGGCAAGAGUACUGGUAGUAGUGCUGAAGUAAUCAACACCUCUGAGUUAACAGAAAAAGCAAAUAUUGAUUCCAUUCUAACUGACCUUGGUAAAAGAAAAGAGUCAAACUUCAAACUUCCAAAGGUGGAUAUCUCUGAAUUUGACCACCAAGAAUCAAUAAUUAUGAGACAGAGAGACUCAACCAAAGCCCCUCUUCUAAAACGAGAGGAAAUUGAGAUUCCUGGGAUGGAGGACAAAGGAUCAAAAGCCAACUUUCACACACCAAGAGUUAAAGAACAAAAAGUUGAGAGGAUAAUAAAAAUCUCAAAAGCUCAGGGGGAAGUUGAAGAGUUUAAUGUUGAGGAUGUAAAGGAAGCAGUAUCAAAAUUCCCAGCAUUUAAAUUACCCGAAAGAGACAUCACAGGUGUCCUUGUACACAGAGAAAUCAAGACUGGUGUGUCACCUAGAGGAUCCCCUUGUAAAAUUUCAAGCAUGAGCACAGAUAUAAGCAGUAAAUUGCUUGAAAACACAAUGGAUAAAGAAAAACUGAUAAGUUCUUCUUUUGUUACAAAAGAUGAAGCCUUCAUAUUACCAAAAACUGAACAACUGCAUCUUCAUGAUGAAACCAGUAUAACUGAGAAAAAAAUAGACAGAUCAAAAGUAAAGUUUGAAGCCCAACAAUCUAAAACUGGUAAAAUUUUGGCAAGGGAUGAUAAGAGAAGUACUUCCUCAGAUGUCAAAUUCAAACUUCCGAAACGUGAAGACAUUGAAAUACCUGGAAUGGAAGCCAUUGUGCAAUCAGUUCAGGUGCAAAAAAUCAAAGUUGCCAAAGAUAUUCAAGAUGAUGCUGUAAAAGUGUAUACUGAUGCAGAUGUAACUGAAUGUUCAAAUAUUAAAGUGGUCAAAAAAGAACAUGCAAAGAAAUCAAAGAAAUCAAAGGUAUCUAUGCCAAGUAUUGGAAUCAUGACACCUGACAUUCGCUUCCCAGAUAUUGGGUUUGAGUUACCAAAAAUGACCACCUCAUCGAAAAGUGAUAAAAUGAAGGAGACGAAAGCAAAAAUAUCACUUGAUGAAUCAAAACAAAAAAAGAUUUCUCGUGAAGAACAUGUAGUCAUCAAACAAUCUGCUGAAAGGACAGCGUUUGAAAAAUCCCAUGGAGGAGAUGUAAAGGGUGAUCAAAUGCUACAUCAUGACGAUAGCACAGUUAUGGAAACCCCAACACAAGAGGUAACUGAGCAGGUGACAUCUGCUAAUGAUAAAGAAAUGAAAGUUUCUGCAUGUGAACCAUCUAUAGCAAAGGCUGAAAUCCAAAGCAAAGACACAAAAACUGACUCCUCUCCACAAAAAAUGAAACUUCCAAAAUUCAAAAUGCCAAAAUUCGGAGGGAAAUCUAUAAAAGAAACAACCAUAAAAGAGGACAUUACGAUGCAAGAAAAUGACAAAAUAGAGGUUGAAUUAGAUUCUGAGAAGAGAACAUCUGAGACUGAUACCAAAGCACAACAUUUCGAAAUAAAUUUGAGCAAAAUAAAAAUGCCUAGUAUAGAUAUUUCUCUUCCAAAAGUAAAAAUCCCAAAGACAGAGGAAAAAGAGCAGGAUGAAACUGGACUCUCAAAGCCUGAAAUUGAUGCAGAUGUUGAAUUUAACAAGGUUUGUAUCCCCAGUGAGACACCAGGAGACACUAAAGAAAGGGUUGGGAAAGUUGAAAUUGAGGUUGAGGCUUUAGAAGAUGCACAAGAGGAUAGUGGGUUUAGACUAAUCAAGUUUGGUAUCUCAUUGCCAACAGAGAAGACAGAAGAAAGCAGUCUUCUACCAGAGGAAACUAUCUCAUCUGAAAGAACUAUCCUCAAGGUUGAUGGAAAAACUGAGUUAGAGUCAUCUGAACUUCCACAAGCAGAAUUCAAAGAAACUGAGUCUAAAAUGAAGAAAAGGAAACUAUCAUUUCCCAAAUUUGGAUUCUCUAAAUCUGAAAAAUCUGAUGCUCACAUAUCUCUUCCAACAGUACACAGCUCUUUUCAAAAGGGAGGUGCUGAUAUAACAGAACUAGAUGUUCAAAGUAAGUCCACCGAGGCAGAGGCUGAGUUAAAGGAUUCAACAGAUUCUCCAACAAAAUUUAAACUUCCCACAAUUAAACUUCCAAAAUUUGGUGUCUCGUUUCCAAAGGCAACCGAUGAUGGGAGUGAUAUUCAAAUGCCUGAGGCUAAGCUUUCUGGAGAACCUACAGCACUACCUGACAUGAAAGACCCAGAGACUAUUCUCAGUGUAUCCAAGCCUAAUGUUGAACUGUCUGUGCCAGACAGAAGAUUACAAAUGACAGAUAUUAACAUUCCAAAAGUAGAUUGCGAACAGAAAAUAGAAAUAAUAUCAUCUCCAGAACAUUCAUUUUCUAAACCAGACAAUGAAGUUGAUGGAGAAUUUCUAUAUGAUAAGCUUUCAAAACCAGACAUCAAAGCUGCAGAGGUUGAUGUCAGUCUUCCACAGAUUGAUCUAUCCAUACCAGGAGGCAAUGUGGAAAUUAAAGAGCCCAAUGUGAAUUUCACCAUUUCAAAGGGUGAGGCUGAACAAAAAGACUUAACAAUUGUUGGUUCACCAGUAAAGUUUAAACUCCCCUCUAUCAACUUGCCAAAGUUUGGAGGUAAAGCAACAAAGGUAGACAAAGAUUUGCCAACUGUGGAUAUAGAUGCUGAAGAACCUGAUGAAAGACUUUCAGAAGAACAAAUAAGCAUGAAACUAAAAGGUAAUGCACCAUCAGGUGAGAUCAAGGAAUCUUAUGUGAUUGUUAAAGGUGUUAGUGUAGGACGAAAGGUUGAAGAUGCAAAGCCCAAAGGACAAGAAGAUAUGGCUAAUCUGCCCAAAUUUGUCAUUAACCUUCCAAAAGUAAAAGCUACAGACACUGAAUUUAGUACAUCAAAGAAAGGGAGAGAUCUUACUUCAGUGGAUGCAAAAACUGAGGUGCAGUCAUCUUAUGAUGAAGUGCCCACAGAAACAUUUGACAAACCAGAAGAUGAUUCUAAAGGACCAGAUGUACCUGUAAAGAUGAAAAGACCAAGCUUUUCACUUCCAAAAUUCGGGUUUUCAAAACCAGACAUUAAGUGUUCUGAGGCAGAUUUGAGCCUUCCAAAAGAUGAUGCCUCCAAACUAGAAGGUAGUAUAGACAGAGAAGAAUCAGUUGUAGACAUGAAAGAGUCAAACACUGAGGCUGACCAGACUGAAAAAGUUUCAAGAGGAUCUCCAUCAAAAUUUAAAUUUCCUACAAUUCAAUUUUCAAAAUUUGGAGUCACAUUUCCAAAGGCUACAGGUUCUGACCUUGACAAGCAAAUGCCUGGGGUCACCAAAGACGAACCUACCAUGGACAUUAAAUUGCCAGAGUCUGAUGUGUGCAGGGAAUUGCCAUCAUUACCUGAAAUGAAAAGUCUAUCUAAACCUGACAUUGAUGUCUCUACACCAGAGGCAGAAAUGUUUGAGGAUGUUCAUUGUGAAAUGAAAAAAGAAAUUAUAUUAUCUCCAGAACUUGCAUUUUCUAAAGCAGAUGUUAAGAUGAGUCUCAUAGGCCAUAGUCUUGAUGAGGAGCCAGCUAAAGAAGAUUCAAUAUCAGGUAUGGAUGUUCAAGCCAAGAAACCUUACACUGAAAUCAAACUUCCUUCACUUAAAGUAGAUGCAGUCAUCCCAAAAGCUACAGAAAAAGAGAGUGAUAUUAAAUUAAAGAAACGGAAGAUGUCAUUUCCAAAAUUUGGAUAUUCCAAAUCUGAGACUAAGACCCCUGAUGCUGACACCAGUCUCCAAAAAGAAGGAAUAGCUGUUCCAGACACUGAGAUCAAAGAGAUUGAUGUGACAAUCCUUGCUCCAGAGGUUGAAGUCCAGGUAAAAGAUAAAAUUACUACUGGUUCUCCAUCUAAAUUCAAGCUUCCAACAAUUUCUCUCCCUAAAUUUGAAAUUUCCAUUUCAAAGACUGUUGAGGAAUCUACUGCAAAUGCGGGUGAUGUAACACAGUCAGAAAUAAAGGACGAAUCAGAAGCUUUGUCACAAAAUAAAACCAAAUUUGAUAUCUCAAAAGAAACAGCAACUCAUGAUACAGAACCAUCAAAACUACAUUUUGAAAGUCAACCAACGGAUGCUGAAAUAAAGACCAAAUAUAUUGAUCCUGGAAGUCAAGGAAGAAGAUUUAUGAUGCCCAAAUUUGAAUUUUCAUUUCCAAAGCUAAAAGGACCAGAGGGUAAAAAGGGUACAUCAAGAAUGGAGGAUAAUAUAGAGAAAACUGAGUAUACACUAACACAUGACAUGAAAAUGGAAAGUAUGUCUGUUGAGGGAAAAGAAGACAUGCCUGGGGCUGCUAAGGAAACUGGGGUCAAGAUGAAGACGCCAAAAGUGCAGAGCUCAGAACAUGAAUUUUCUAUACAAGUCAUUAAAUCUCCAGAGAAUAACAUUGAGAUGGGUGAUACAUAUGCAACAGCAGAGGUGGAUGUGAAACAACCUGAAUCUGACAUGAAAAUUCAAACGACUGAGAUGUUAAAAGAUGGUACAACCAAAGGAGGUUCACCGAUCAAAUUCAAACUUCCCACAUUCAAACUACCCAAAUUUGGGAGUUCAUCUUCAAAAACCAAACCUGAAAUAACAGAAUUGAGAGGUGAUGUGUUACCUUCAGAGGCCCCAGAGACUGAUGUCAGUCUUGGACAAGUUGAUGCCUCUAAACCAGAGGUUGACAUGGAAAUAAUAGAACAAAGUACAAAUAUCCCAGUGUCAAAGGUUGAGGCUGAACAAAAAGAAGUAACAAUUGAUAAUGCCCAAAACAAGUUUAAACUCCCCUCAAUCAACUUGCCAGAGGUUGGAGGAAAAGGUACCAAGGAAGAGAAAAGUAUGCCAGUUUUAGAUAUAGCUGUAAGAGGUCCAGAUACACAAAUAAAAACAACAGAUGAAGCCCUAUCUGCUGAAAUAAAGGAACCUCAUCUGGUCACAGAGGGUCAAUUUGUUAAUGUGAACUUAAAGGUUGAAGAUGUUGAACUUGAAGGACAAGGGGGUAAGUUUAAGCUGCCAAAGUUUGGUAUUGACCUUCAUAAAGCAAAUGGGUCUGUUUUAAGUACAUCAAAGGCAGGGGAUAUAGCUGCUGAAGUACAGGAAACUGAUAUCAAAGAACCAAAGAUAAAAACUGAGGGGAAAGCUUACACAUCAGAACACGAUUCUAAAGGCCUAGAUGUGAAGAUGGUAUUACCCAAAUUAGGGUUUACAAAACCAGAAUUAAAAACCUCUGGGGUUGAUGUAAGUGUUCAAAAAAUGGAUGUCCCAAUACCAGAAUGCAGUGUGGACAUAGAAACAAAUGUAGAUAUCAAAGUGUCAAAGGUGGAGUCAGACCAAAAGGAUUCAAAAAUGUUUGGCUCUCCAACAAAGCAUAAACUCCCGUCAAUAAACUUCCCAAAAUUUGGAGUUAAAUCACAAAAUACAGCAUUAGACAUUAAUGUUAUAGAUUCAGAACUGGAGGCCACAAACACAAAAAUCUCUCAAUCUGUGGUGAAAUUAGAAGUACAACCACUAAAAAAUGAUGUUCAAGAUGAUGACACUGAGAAGAGAGCAAACAUACCUGAGGUUGAUUCCAAAGGAAAAGUAAAAGUGAAGAGACCAAGUUUUUCAUUUCCCAAGUUUGGGUUUUCUAAACCAGACACCACAACUCCACAACUUGAUGUCAGUGUACAAAAGAUGUCUGUACCUAUAACUGAAGGCACAGUGCAUGUAAUAGAACAAACAGCAGAAAUUACACUUCCAGAGGUAGAGGAAGAGGCUGAACAGAAAGAUCUAACAAUUGUUGUUUCCCCAACUAAAUUUAAACUGCCAGCAUUUAACCUGCCAAAAUUUGGAGUCAAGACCUCAAAAGGCACAGUAAAUCUAUCAUCAGCAGAAGAAGACAUCAAAGGAACAGAAAUUUGUGUUCAUGUACCAGAUAUCAAAGUGUCAGGAAAAAUACCAAAAAUUGACACAGAAGAAAUAAAAAAAGAGAUUGAUCUGAGUCCCACAAAAAGAGAAACUGAUUUUCAUCUAGCAGAGGGGAAGUUAAUACUACCCUUACCUGAUGUUGACGUACAGGAUUUAUCCAUUGAAGGCCACGUAGACAUACCUGUGGUUGACACGAAAGGGCUGGAUGAGAAACUGAAGAAACCAAGCUUUUCCUUUCCCAAAUUUGGUUUUUCAAAGCCAGAUAUUAAGGUCCAAGAAGCUGUUGCAAGUCAACCAAAGACUGAUAUGUCAAUCACAGAGGGCCACAUACUUGUUAAAGAACAAGAUGCAGAAAUUACCUUCCCAGAUGAAAUGAACAAACAAAAAGAUCCAACAACUGUAUCUCAGACAAAAUAUAAAAUGCCCUCAAUCAACCUUCCAAGAUUUGGUAUGAAAUAUCCAAAGGAAAAAUCUGAUAUUCCAACAGUAGAUAUCGAAGAACUUGAAAUCAGUUUUCCUGAAACAGGAGAGGAGAAAACAUAUGUGGACAUUAAGGGGCACUCUGCUGAUGUGGACAUUAAGGGCAAAGGGACUGGCAUUGAUGGGCAGGAUAGCAAGUUCAAGCUACCAAAAUUUGGAAUUGGCAUGCCAAAGUUAGAGGAGACAGAAAUGGAGGGCAAAGAAACAAAAGCAGAGACUGGCCUUCUAUCUGAAGAACAGGUAAAUGUACAGCAGCCUGUUGUUGCAAUUGAAGAUGUUACCACUGAGGGAAAAGUAGAUAAAGCUGACAAUGAUUUCAAAGGGCUGAAAGUGAAACUUCCAAAAUUGGGAUUUUCAAAACCAGAUCUUAAGGCUCCUGAAGUUGAUGUGAGUCUGCCCAAGACAGAUUUGGACAUAUCAAUGGGAAUUACUGAGGUUUCAGAACAAUCUACAGAUAUUAAAUCUCCAAAAAAAGAAAUUGUUAACUCUCCAACAAGAUUUAAUCUUCCAUCAAUCAAUUUCCCAAAAUUUGGAAUGAAAGCAUCAAAGGGCACAGUGGACAUCCCAACAGCAAACGUGGACACCCAAAGGCCUGAAGUCAGUCUUCCUAAAGAGGACUUUAAAAUGUCAGGAGAAGUAUCAUGUUGUGACAUGAAAGGGCCAACAGUAAAUAUUAAUGAUGCUUCCAUUGAGGUCAAAUUCAAGGGUGAAGUAAUCGACAAACAGCAACAAGAUGGCAAAUUUGAGAUUCCAAAAUUUGGAAUUGCUCUACCUAAAAUAAAAUGCCCAGACAAUGACCUGGGGAAUGAGGAAACCCUUCGUGAAAUAGAAGGGAAGAUUCCAGGGGUUGUACUAUCCAUAAAAAAUAGAGAGCCAAAUGUAUCCAAAGUGUCAGUGGAAGUGGAUAUGGAGGCUAAAGGUACUGAACUUGAAGUAGACAAAAGUAAAUUCAAACUACCAAAAUUCGGAUUUUCAAAAUCAGAUGGCAAGUCCCAAGAUAUUCAAGCCAGUAAAACAACAGCAGAUGUAUCCUUGCCAGAGGGCUCUACAGAAAUACAGGGGAUUGAGAAAGAUAUUAAGCCACCUAAGGACGAAAUAGAAAUAACAAGUCCACAAUUUGGUUCACCAACGAAAUUUAAACUCCCAUCAAUAAAAUUACCCACAUUUGGAGUUUCCACUUCAAAGGUCAUUGGGGAAGCACCAAAGGAUGAUGCUGACAUCAAGGAAUCUAAAGUUAGUUUAGUGGAUAAUGAGGUAGAGACAUCCAAGGUGGAUCAGUCAGAUGUUGCAGAGGUGGAGGCCACAUCUGUUCAUACUAAAAGAAAAGAAAAAGGAAUUUACAAAGAAGGACAGGACAAUAAAUUUAAACUUCCAAAGUUUGGGAUUUCGUUACCCAAAGUAAAAGGCCCUGAGCUGGAAGUUGCGGCAGUAGAGGUAAAAACAGGAGUACCUGAAGUUGGGAUCACAGAACCAGAAAUGAAGAUCCAAGCAGGAGUAAGUCUACCAACAGUAGACAUAGCUUUACCAGGGGAAAGUGCCAGCAUUCAGAAAAUAGAGGUAGAGACAGAGCUAAAAGAUGAUAAAAUUGUUACAGGUUCUCCAAGUAAAUUCAAAUUACCUGCUUUCAAAAUGCCCAAAUUUGGAAUUUCAGCUCAAAAGACAUCUGACAUAAAAGCAGAAGCGGCAGGGGUCAGUGUACCAGACCCUAACACUGACCUAAAUAUUGAAGACAAGACUAUACAUGUACAAGAUUCUAAAGCAAUACACAGAGAGGGUGAAAUUAAAGGAACCACUGAACAGGCUGCUGCUAAAAAAGUGGAUGGGGACAAAGGCUCACCGAGUAAGUUCAAACUUCCUACCAUAAAAAUGCCAAAGAUGAGCAUUUCAAGAACAAAAUCUCAAGAUGGACAAGAUGACACAACCAUAAAGGCCAGUGCUCCAGAUGCUAAAACAGACCCCAAAGAUGAUAUACAAGGGCCUGAAAAAUCCCACACAUUUACAAUGCCUUCCCUUGGGGAUGUUAUCAAGGGCUUUGAUGUAGAAUUUAAUGUUCCAACAUUAGAAGAAAUUGAAACAAAAAAGGACACGCAUUCUGCUAAGCAAGUUAAUGAGGCUGAAGUCAAAGUUGAGGUAUCAACAGAAAAUAAGGACAAAGGAACUCCAGAAAAAUCCAAAUUUAAAUUUAAAUUUCCAAAAUUAGGAUUCAGCCAGUCCUCAGAUGAAAGUGAUAAGUUGGUGGACUCUAAGGUUGAGGAAAUUGAAAAGAAUAAUGAAGCUUCAGCAGAUCAGAAAGCAGAGGUUAACAAAGAACAAGCAAAAACUGAGAAGGGGAGCUGGUUCAAGUUUUCCAAACAUUCUUCUCCUACCAAAACGGCAAAGACCAAUGAGAAAGAAGUAAUUCAACCACCCGAGGAGGCUGAGAAAAUAUCCGUGAAAGACGAUGUAGAGAAAGAAUCCAUCAAGGCAAAUGAGGAACCUGAGAAGAGCCCCCUGAGUGAGAUUGUGGAGGAGAAUAUCAGCCCAACAUUGUCACUGAGGUCAUCUGAAGCCUUUGCUGAUAUAAGUUCCACACAAACCACUGAGCAGAUUGGCCUGUCACAGACCUCGCCUACUAAAGUAAAAGUAAAAUAUGCUGACCCUACUGCCACUGUUGGCAUCAGUGAAGUAAAUAGGGAUGUUGUGACUUCCACAGCCAGAUGUGAACUGAUAUCAAUGGAGCCUCACCAGCCAGAAAAAGUGAAUAUCCCAUUUUCAUCAGAUAUGUCCUCACCCUCAGUGGACACUCUUAAACAGAUGUCAGGGGAAAUUCAUGUUAUCACGUCGAACAUACAAGCUAUACCAGACACACAGCAAGCAGCAACCCUCACUAAUUUAGAUGUCCAUGGAAUUCACACCUCACCUUUACAAGUAAAACUCGGAUCGGACUCGGUGUUGACAGUGGUGGAAACCAGAAUGCAUCAUGGGGAGCACACUUUAGUGGAAAGGCAUGUUGUGAAAGAGACGUUAAAUGAAGAGACUGUACUUGUGACCCAGAGAACACGUGUAUUUGAAGGAGAAUCUGUAGAACCCAUUUCUGAUGAGACAGCUUCCUCUAUUCGUAGGCUGCGUGAUACAGUGCACACUGAGAAAAUGAAGUUUUUUGACAGUGUAGGGACAACUGAAGAGGUCAAUGAUAAGAGCGCUGAAAUAUCUAUACGAUAUAUGGAUUCCUCUACCGAUGACAAUGAGGGGAAUUGAACAUGAUAUGCCGAACAGCAGUUGUAAAUCGAAUCAGCUGAUUUUAUGCUUUUGAAUGUAUGUUUCAGUGUUCUCUUGUAUAACCAUAUAUGCCAGCUAAAUUGUAUUGCUAAAAAGCAAAGUUGGGCCAGCACUGAUACUUAUUUAUUAAUAUAUUGCAAAGAUGUUUGUUUAGCUAAAUGAGAUAUUUUUUAAAAAGGAAAUCCACUGGAUUAUAUAUAUAUAUAUAUAUAUAUAUAUAUAUAUAUAUGUGCAAGGAAAAAUAGGAAAAGGUUGUCAGUGUGCUAAAUAAUAAAACUAUUAUGGGAAUAUUGUUUACGGUGGGAACUCUGUAAUAUUCAAGCAAACACCAUAUAAAUAGAUAUAUUCACAAACAUUAUAUAUUUGAUGUUGAUAGUAUCACAUAUUAAAGCAUUUAUUUCUUUGAGCUCAUCUAUUUUGACAAAUAUAAAUGCAUAUAAAAUCUGUGUUUCAGCAGCCUUAGAUUUUUUUUUUAAAUGCAAACAAUCAUGUAGCCGACAUAUUUUAUUCAGUUAAAAAGUCUCUCUCUGUCAUCUCUGUUUGCUAUUAACAAAGCAUUUGCACCUGAUGGAAUUUAUGUGUGUCUUUUUUUAAAUGUAUGUAUUCAAUGGAUAUUUUUAGUUUCUUAAUAAGCAAUGACUUAUCUUUUAACAUAUAUAGUCAAAUAAAUCAAUUAAAUGUUGUAAGAACACAUCAUCUGGUCACUGCAAAUGAAGUAAAACAUUACUGUAAAUUAUCCUCGGUGUCUGACUUUGUUUGUGAACAAUUACACAAAAAAAGUUAAACAAUACAGUCAGUAGCAUUUUGUGCACUCAAUAAAGUUCUUUUUGAAAUGUC